This is a messenger RNA of Elephantulus edwardii (Cape elephant shrew), 2571 nucleotides long. RefSeq names its product cAMP responsive element binding protein 1 (gene CREB1). The record is from RefSeq and is a predicted model, not a curated record. Lineage: Eukaryota; Metazoa; Chordata; Mammalia; Macroscelidea; Macroscelididae. The coding region runs from base 196 to 1179 and encodes 327 amino acids. Gene Ontology annotation, biological process: regulation of transcription by RNA polymerase II. Gene Ontology annotation, molecular function: DNA-binding transcription factor activity, RNA polymerase II-specific; cAMP response element binding; protein binding. Gene Ontology annotation, cellular component: nucleus; ATF4-CREB1 transcription factor complex. The transcript is spliced from 8 exons.
GGCUGCGGCUCCUCAGUCAGCGGCGGCUGCUGCUGCCUGUGGCCCGGGCGGCUGGGAGAAGCGGAGUGUUGGUGAGUGACGCGGCGGAGGUGUAGUUUGACGCGGUGUGUUACGUGGGGGAGAGAAUAAAACUCCAGCGAGAUCCGGGCCGCGAACGAAAGCAGUGACGGAGGAGCUUGUACCACCGGUAACUAAAUGACCAUGGAAUCUGGAGCAGAGAACCAGCAGAGUGGAGAUGCAGCUGUAACAGAAGCUGAAAACCAACAAAUGACAGUUCAAGCCCAGCCACAGAUUGCCACAUUAGCCCAGGUAUCUAUGCCGGCAGCUCAUGCAACAUCAUCUGCUCCUACGGUGACUUUAGUACAGCUGCCCAAUGGUCAAACAGUUCAAGUCCAUGGCGUUAUUCAGGCGGCCCAGCCAUCAGUUAUUCAGUCUCCACAGGUCCAGACAGUUCAGAUUUCUACCAUUGCAGAAAGUGAAGAUUCACAGGAGUCUGUGGAUAGUGUAACUGAUUCUCAAAAACGAAGAGAAAUUCUUUCAAGGAGGCCGUCUUACAGGAAAAUAUUGAAUGACUUAUCUUCUGAUGCACCAGGAGUGCCAAGAAUUGAAGAAGAGAAGUCUGAAGAAGAAACUUCAGCACCCGCCAUCACCACUGUAACGGUGCCAACUCCCAUUUACCAAACUAGCAGUGGACAGUAUAUUGCCAUUACCCAGGGAGGAGCAAUACAGCUGGCUAACAAUGGUACCGAUGGGGUACAGGGCUUGCAGACAUUAACGAUGACCAAUGCAGCUGCCACUCAGCCGGGUACUACCAUCCUCCAGUAUGCCCAAACCACUGAUGGACAGCAGAUCUUAGUGCCCAGCAACCAAGUUGUUGUCCAAGCUGCCUCUGGAGAUGUACAAACAUAUCAGAUCCGCACAGCACCCACUAGCACCAUCGCCCCCGGAGUUGUUAUGGCGUCCUCCCCAGCACUUCCUACACAGCCUGCUGAAGAAGCGGCACGAAAGAGAGAAGUCCGUCUGAUGAAGAACAGGGAAGCAGCACGAGAGUGUCGUAGAAAGAAGAAAGAAUACGUGAAGUGUUUAGAAAACAGAGUGGCAGUGCUUGAAAACCAAAACAAGACACUGAUUGAGGAGCUCAAAGCACUUAAGGACCUUUACUGCCACAAAUCUGAUUAAUUUGGGAUUUAUUUUCACCAUUUCAGGUGGAAAAAGGACUUGGUUUGGCCACAACCAGAAAGACAAAAAGAAACAUUUUAUUUUCUAAACAUUUCUUUUUUUUCUAUGCGCAAAACUGCCUGAAAGCAACUACAGAAUUUUAUUCGUUUGUGCUUUUUUGCAUUAAACUGUGAAUGUUUCAACACCUGCCUCUUCUUCUCCCCUCAAGAAAUCUUCAGCACCAGGCAUCAUGAAGGAACUCCAGCUUUUCAACCUCCACCUCUGCCGCAAGAAGUAACAAUUUGUUUACUUACCAGUUUAUGGGAGGAAAUGAGGAAAAAGAAAACUUUAAAAAUUAUUUCAAGGUUUGUGCUGAGCUCCUUGGUAAGCCUGAGGGGCAGUCAUGCAGCCUGUUGAGGUGAAGUGCUGCGUGGGCCACAGGCAUAAAGGAAGUAAGGUGCAGUGAAGAAGUGUUGAUUGCCAAUUGACAUGUUUUCACAUUUUCGUUGUGAAUUAUGUACAAUUAUUAAGAAAUAGACCCUCCUAAAUUUUUAUAAGGGUUUUGAAGAAAUUGGGAAUGAAUUUGGAGUGCUUUCUGUAUACAAAUGUACUUGAUUCUGACUGAAAACUUGUCCUUGGUCUUUAAAAAUAUACUGUACCAACUACAGCUCUUCCAUGGGUCAGUUGUUGCUUCUUAAUUCUGUAUGUGUUCAACACUUUGAAUACAUUAAAAGAAGUGACCAACUGAACGUACCAGCAUGAUUAUUUUAAUUUUUAAUUAAAUCAGAAGACACAGAAGAACAAAGCUUUUUUGUUUUAGUUAGUACUAAAUUCCUAAUAAAAAGAUGCUCAUUAUUAAGCCAAUCCCUUGAAUAAUAUAAUAAGGUUUUUAAAUAAACUAUUUUUUUAUCCUCAUCUUCAAAAAUAAUUUAUAUUGUCACUCAUUUAAAAGACAUUUUAAUUAUAAUUUUUUCCUUUGCACUUGCUUUGUACCCCACCACCAGGAAAGCCUUCCGGUUGUUAAAUAAAGCCAAGUAAUAUAUUUUGUUUAUGAAAUGUUAUGGAUUAUAGAAAAGGCCUGAUUUUAAAUCGUUCCCACAUUAGCAUUAGCAUAAUACCUCAAGUGAAUUUUUUUAAGUGAAAAAUGUUAUAUGGAGUUCUAAAAAGUACAGUGUUAUUUAUAUAUGCAGGAGGAAAGACAUUUUCUCUGGACAUAUUUAAUGACUUCUGUACUGCAACAUUUGGGUUGUCAUUCACAUUAAACUUUGUUUUUCUCUAAACAGUGUAGUUAUGCUUCAGCUUUCCAAUAUAACCUUGUCAGGGCUACCUGUUUUAACUCUUCUUUGUAGCAUACAUUGUUUCCAGUACUAUGAUUAUUACUCAUUCACUAAGCCUGGUGAAGUCUAAAAGUUA